Molecule: messenger RNA, 8614 nt
Organism: Cinara cedri
Lineage: Eukaryota; Metazoa; Arthropoda; Insecta; Hemiptera; Aphididae
Source: the annotation of a GenBank genome assembly
CGUGAAUGUUUUCUACUGGAUAUUGAUAUAAUAUGCAUAAUAACAAUAUCUCUAUCGGCCGCUUCGCUGGUUCCCCUGGUGGACUUCUCGGCUUCGGAAAUUUAUCGAAUUUUGAGAAAAUGUCCUCAAUCUCUUAAUUUCCAUGUGUAGGGGAUUGUCUUUUUGUACUUUUUGUAGUAAUUAUUUUUAAUGUUAUGAUUUAAUAUGCAUUUAAGCUGUAAUUUACAUUCCUAUUAUUAAAUAAACAAUAUUAUUACACUUGAUUAACCGGCGGAAAACGCCGGCCAAAUUUGAAGGCGCCAUUGAAACGAAAUAAUCGUGAGUAUACAGUUAUUAUCAUUUUUAACAUUCGCGAUCAAUACUAAGCAAUAUCUUAUACCGGAAAAUAUUUGUUUUAUUGAAAUAUUUACGAAACAGUUUAUUUAUUUGAUAUCUAGUAUUGAUAUUUCUAUGUUAUUGUUAUUGUUUUCGUAAUUCAAUUUGAAUUUGAGAUGUUAUUAGUAUCAACAAUUUAAUAGAAUUCUUAAUAACAAUUUCGGAAUGUUUGGAGUCGUAAAUUUAAAUUGGGUAGUUAGGAGAAAUAAACCCUUUCUACCUAUUGAUAAAAUAAAAACAAACAGUUCAAGUACAGCCUUAUGUUUUUGUUUUUCUCAAACCUAUAAUCCAUAUUUGGUAUCGUUGGUCUGGGUUCUGUUUUAACACAUAUGGCGAGAAAUAUAAACUACUUAUUAUACUAAGAUAUUAGUUUAUUAUCAUACAACGGUUGUGUACUUUUUUGAAUCUUUAAAAUGGUUUAACUUUUCAUUCCACACAAAAUCUAUAACUAGUUUUUUAGGUGUUAUACUUUUUUUUCCAUCUUAGAUUCCAAUUAAAAAUGGGUUCUUCUACAUUAUAUAAGCCAUUGCUGUUUGGUAUGUCUAGUGAAAAGCAAGAAUCGUUUUUAAAAAUGAGUAUUCUGACUACUGCAGCAAUACUAUGUGAGUAAAUUUAUUUUUAUUUUAAAUAUUAAAAUAAUUUAUUGUACCUAAUAAUCAAAAAUAUAUUUAGCUUUUGCAACAAGACUUUUUUCUGUACUUCGGUUUGAAAGUGUUAUUCAUGAAUUUGAUCCAUAUUUCAACUACCGUACUACACAGUAUCUGGCUGAAGAAGGAUUUUAUAAAUUUCAUAACUGGUUUGAUGAUCGGGCAUGGUAUCCACUUGGCAGAAUAAUUGGAGGUAAUAUAUUUAAUUUUUAAAUAAUUAUGAUUUUUGAUACUAAUUAUGGAUUUAUAAUCCAUUUUGUUUUCCAGGCACAAUUUAUCCAGGAUUAAUGAUAACAUCUACUGUUCUUUACAACAUUCUUCAUUUCAUCAACAUAACUUUAGAAAUUCGAAAUAUAUGUGUAUUUUUAGCUCCUUUGUUUUCCAGUUUUACCACUAUAGUUACAUUCCUUUUGACCAAAGAGUUAAAAGAUACUCGAGCUGGUCUUUUUGCAGCUGCCAUGAUAGCCAUUGUUCCAGGAUACAUAUCACGUUCAGUUGCUGGGUCAUAUGAUAAUGAAGGUAAGAUAUUUUUAUACUGAAAAUAGUAAAAAUUAAAAUUGUUCUAAUAUUUUUUUUUUCAGCUAUUGCCAUUUUUUGUAUGCUUUUGACUUAUUAUGCAUGGAUCAAAUCUGUAAAAACUGGUAGUAUACUAUGGUCUGCAUUUACUGCACUUGCAUACUUUUAUAUGGUAAGAUAAUAUGUUUAUAUUAUACAAAUUUACAUUUAUUGACUUAUCAUGUGUAUUUCACGUUACAUUUGAUCUUAGUAGGGGUUGCGGUAUGUCUAGUAUAAGAGAAAUUGUGUUUAUGAUAUUCGGGUUAAUGUUAUAACAUACCAUUAUUUAUUUUUAAAUAAUUUGUGCUUUUUGUCCUUAGUAUUUUAUUUUACUUAUGGAUGAAUGCAUGAUUACUUUUUAAAAACAAAAUUACUCGGGUGAUAUUUAUUUUUGGUAAAUUUUUUUUUUUUCUUAAUCAUAAUUACUGUGUUAGAGAACAACCAUAGUUUCUAGAAAUCUUUAUUUAUAUUAAUCGAAUGACUAUAUUAAAAGUGUUUGUUUUAUUUAGAUUUGAUACAGUUGGAAAACUACUUCUUAGAUUUUAAGAGCUUUUUUAUUUAAAAAAUUUAGUAGACUGUUAGAUAAUUCAAUAAAAAUAAUAUUAUACUUACAAAUAUAUAAAUACCUAGUUAUUAUUUAAGACCAGAUUUUUGUGCAGUUAACAUCUAAAAACUUACAAAACUUGAGUUGUUUUAUAUAUUUUGAGUCACAACAUAUUAUUAAAAUGUUAACAUUUUUUAGUUGUAAAAACACGAGUUUGUAUGGUGGUUAUAGGAGAAGAAAAAUAAAUAUAAUAUUUUUGAUGCAGGACUCUCCUAUUUCAUUGCCAUAUAAAAGUAAUCAGUGUGAAAUUUGUCAUGAUGACUCACUCCCUUGCUGUGCCACAAGAGGGUUUUAAAAUGAUUAAAGAGGGUAGUUUUGUAGUUUUUCACACUUAAUUCAACAACUAUAGGUAGGUGCAACAAAAGUAGGAAAAAAAUUAUUAGGAUGAAAUAUUUAUCAGGAACUUAUAAUAAUCAUAUUGAUUUUUUUAUGAAUAUAAAAUCUGAAAACAUUUAAAAUAAGAUUUUUUUUUUCCUGGGGAAAAGUGAAUUUCGGAAAAUAAUUAUUGAUUUCAAGAACCAUUAAAAUAUCUGUUUCUAUAAGUAUAAAUUAUAUGAAUUUAAUAUCUUAAGAAGCAACAUUAAAAGCAACCAUAAAUUCCCAUUGCCGCCACAAUAGCUUAACCCUAGAAUUGCACAAAUCUAAGCAAAUAAAUGCUAAAUUAGAUUUAAUAGAUGUAAGUUAAAAAAUUAUUUUCACUAUUUUAAUAGAUUAGGAAUCUUCUAGAUUUGAUACAAAUUCUUUAAAUUUACUAAAAUGGUCUGAAUCAAACAAAUUGGUUUCUAACCAUGUUUCCCACCUUGUUAUUAUAGGAUCUGGAGGUAGGCGACAGUCCAUACAAUUAAUAUAAGUAGUUAUAUGACACAGAGCUUUUAAAAUCAUUAUUUACUAGUUUAUUUAUACCAGAGAAAGUAUCUCAUAAGUUUUUCGGUUUAAUCCAUGUGCAGCACAAGUUAUAUGAAUCAUAGUCAAAUGAAAUAUUUUUAAUGCCCCAGUUUCAUCAUAUAUAGUGCAGCAUCGCUGAUAAAUAGCAAAAUUUUGUCUUAAAUUGAAUUAAAAAAUUCCGUUAAACUAUCAUUCACAAAUCAAAAAACUAUUUCAUAGCUAGUUUGUUUUUUCCAAUUCUUAACAAGAAAUCAGAAAUGCAGUAGAUAUAAUAUUCGAAUGUAAGAUCCCAACAAUUUAAGUACACGUUUACAGCCCUCUAGAAUAAGUUAUUUUGUCUACCAUAAAUCAUAAUGUAAAUGAAAUUGUCAAUUCAUUUUUCCUGUAUUUCUGUAAGAGUAGAUUCAAAACAUAUUUUUUUGUUAAGUACUUUCAUCCGGUAUAUACUGAUUAACUAUUAACUAUUACUGAUUUGUAAAAAAUUCUUAAACAGUGUUGAUUGAAGUUUAUUGAAAGGAAUAUCUGUGACUACUAAGGCUUAGCACAUUUGUUUCAAUUAAUCAUGGCUGAGAUGCUUUUAGAUAAUAACAUUUGUACUGGUUUACACUAAUUCUUUUUAACAACAGUCAAUUGUUGAUGUCCAGUUAAUAUAAAAUUAAAAACAAGACAAAACAAAUUGUUAAUAAUUAUUGACUAGAGUAUGGAAACAUUAGCUAUAUCCUGAUAUUAAAGAGAAAAUCAGUGUGAAUGUACAUACUCGAAUAUUACAGUGUGCAUCAACUUGUGAUUUACUUUCACAACCAAUGGAUUUAAUGCACAACAAUCAAAAAAUCAUUUAACCAUCUGAUUUAAGUUCUGGAUAUUUUUCAAUCUAACACUUUAUUUUAGUAAAAUGACUGCUAACCUUUGUAAAUUAAAUAAUAUUUAAAAUAUUUGGUGUUUGUCAAAAAAGGACUAGUGUGUAUUAGUUAUGGCUGCAACAAAUAGACUGUACCUAGACUGCAUUUGCCAUAGACACGUGUGUGUCAGUCAUUAAUUAUUCCUAUAUUAAUUGCACUGUAUUAUAUUUAAAUUUAAAAGUCCAGUAAAAAUGAUAUAGUAACACAUAUUAUAAACAAUAUAUGUAUAAUUGUAAUGACAGAUUAAAACAAAUAAGACAAAUCGAAAAAAAAUAUGAAUUUCAAUGCAAAAACCUUAUAACAUGCAAUUUUGUUUACUUGAUUCAGUUUUAUAACUUGUUUCUAUAGGUAUUAAAAUACCUAAUAAAAAUAUCAAGUCUUUAGUUAUUAUUUAAGAAUAUGGAUAUUAAUGUAUCAUUAAGUCCACAGGAAUAUUUCUAUUUUAAAUAAAAAAAUACAUUCUUAAUUACCUAACUUCAUUAAACAGUCAUUUGUUUUAUAUUCCAUCAAGUAUUUUGCCUCUUAGGACCACCUCUAAAUAGCGGUCAUUAUUUACAGUUCCUUCAGUGACCAUUAUAUGAAAGUUUUAUUGAAUAUUAUAAUUGCUAUUAUAUGAUACACAUUAUACAAUUAUAGUAUUUGAACAUUAAUAUUUUAUUUUUAGGUUUCAUCUUGGGGUGGUUAUGUAUUUUUAAUCAAUUUAAUACCCAUGCAUGUAUUUGUUUUGAUGGUUACCGGUCGUUUUUCACAUAGAAUAUAUGUGGCGUACAGUACUGUGUAUUGUAUUGGUACUAUACUGUCCAUGCAAAUAUCAUUUGUUGGAUUCCAACCAGUCCAAACUUCUGAACAUAUGAUGGUAUGAAUAUUUAUGAUUAAUUGCAUAUUAAAACUUUUAUACAGUUAUUAAUUUUCUCUGCAGGCUUUAGGUGUAUUUGGUUUAUGUCAAAUACUUGGUGGAAUAAAUUAUAUGCGAACAAAAGUCGUAGGAGAUGAUUUUCAAACAUUGUUUCAAUUUAUCAUAUAUUUAAUUGGAGGUGUUGUAAUUGCUGUUGGUACUUUGCUCACAGUAACUGGUAAGAAUAAAAUAUACUAAAUUCACUAUAAUGAAUAUAUCUGCAUUUAAAAGGUGAUAUAUUUAUUGAAUUUAAUAAUAUAUAUUGUAAAGGAAAAAUUGCUCCAUGGACUGGCCGUUUUUAUACAUUGUUGGAUCCAUCUUAUGCUAAAAAUCAUAUACCAAUCAUUGCAUCUGUUUCUGAGCACCAACCCACGUCUUGGUCUUCUUUUUAUUUUGACUUACACAUCCAGGUGUUCUUGUUUCCUGUUGGUUUAUACUUUUGUUUCUCGAAACUUACCGAUGCCAAUAUAUUUGUUAUACUUUAUGGAGUUACCAGCAUCUACUUUGCCGUAAGAACAUAUAAAUUUAAUUUAUUGUGCUUUAUUUUAAUAAUUUGUAUUUAAUUAGGGUGUGAUGGUACGUUUAAUGUUAGUACUUGCUCCGGUUAUGUGUGUUUUAUCUGGUAUUGGUGCUUCUUCCAUGUUAUCUACUUACAUGACACAGUAUUUAGAGGGUUCAUCGAAAGUCCCAGAAAAAAAAAUAAAGAAAAACGAAACUAGUAAAUCGAUGAAAAGCGAAGUAAGUUAAUUGUUGAUUUAAAAAAUAUUAGAUAAUAAUUUUAUUAAAAAUUACUUUAUGUUCUGAAAAAAUAUUAGAUAAUAUUUUUAUGUCUUAUGUGUAGAUCGCUGCAGUAUUUGUAUCAAUGCUAACUUUUAUGUUAAUUUCAUAUGUGUUCCAUUGCACUUGGGUUACAUCUGAGGCAUACAGUUCACCCAGUAUUGUAUUAUCAGCUCGUUCUCAUGAUGGGUCUCAAGUUAUUUUUGAUGAUUUUAGAGAAGCAUAUUAUUGGUUGCGCAUGAAUACAGCAGAAGUGAUUUUAAAAAAUAAUAAUUUUAUUAUAUUUAUUUUUUGAAUUAAUUUAAAUAUAUAAUAUUUAGGAUGCACGAGUAAUGUCAUGGUGGGAUUAUGGUUACCAGAUUACUGCUAUGGCUAAUAGAACAAUUUUAGUGGAUAAUAAUACUUGGAAUAAUACUCACAUUUCAAGAGUAGGUCAAGCAAUGUCAUCUGGUGAAGACGAAGCUUAUGAAAUAAUGAGAGAACUAGAUGUUAACUAUGUACUUGUAAUUUUUGGUGGUGUUGUUGGUUAUUCGUCAGAUGGUAAAUUAAAAAUAUAUCUAUUCAUAUGCAUAGACAGUGUGUUAUGGGUUACCAAAUUGUUAUGGUUCAAUUUAACCUUAUAAAUAACUGUAACUCAAUUAAUUUUAUGGGAAUGUGUUUAGGUGACACUUAAGUUUGUUUUAGUUAUAUAAGGUAACACUUAAAUGACUAUGCAUAUGAAUGCACUAUGCAAUAUUAUUAAUUAUAUUUUAAUUAUAUUUUUUAAAUCAUAGAAUAUUUUUCUAGAUAUAAAUAAAUUUUUAUGGAUGGUACGAAUUGGAGGAUCAACUGAAAAAGGUAAUCAUAUUAAAGAAGGGGAUUACUAUUCACCGAGUGGAGAAUUCCGUGUAGAUAAAGAAGGAUCAAAAAAAUUGAAAAACUCAUUAAUGUAUAAAAUGUGUUACUAUAGAUUUGGUGAAGUCUUUUCUGAAGGAGGUAAUUUUUUCCAUUUAUUAGAAUGUAAAAUAGGUACUAAAUAUAUAUCUCAUAUUAUUGAUCAUCUAAUUUUAAAACUUUCGUUAAAAUAAUUAUAAAUUAUAAUAAUAAUUAUAAUUUUUCUAUUCAUUAUUACUUAUAUUAACAUUAAUUUUUUAAAUUAAGUCUAGUGAAUCUUACAAAUCUUUACAUGAGUAACAUUAUUAGUGAGUAAGAAAGUCACUUAUUUAAUUUUCCGCGUAAUUUUAUUAAUAUUUCGGAAACUUGUGAAAAGUGGAAGAAGUUUAUAAUUAUUUUUUUAGAUUUUUUUUUUAAUGUUUGGUUAGAAAUAAUCAUAGAAACCUGACGUUUUCACAGAAUAUAUACUUAUAAUAUUAAUCUGUGAUAAAAUUUCAAAACAUUCUGACAAUUUGUUGAGCUUUUUAUAAACUUUUGACAAAUAUGUGAAUAAAAUUGUUUGUUCAGGCCGAAAUGUUUGACAAUUUAACAUAAUGGUCAUUAUCAGUUGUCUCCAUAGUUAAAAAAAAAGUUGAACAUAAAGUAAUUUUUUUAUAUUUGUUUUAUGAUCAUAUUUUUUACGAAAAUCUUAAAAAUUAUAAUGUUUUAAAACAUGUAUAACUGAACCUCAUUCUGAAUUGUUUGCCACAAUAAUGAUACACCCAUCUGUUCUAUUUAGUACCAGUAAUAUUUAUUUUAAAUUCUGAGCGUAGCGGGAGAGCUAUUGGUUUUACAAUGCUGUUUAUUUAUUAUUUUUCUAGUCUGUGAACAGGUUUUUUCCUAUUAAACUUGUGCCGAUGUAUAAGUAUAGUGUAGCACCUUUUCUGAAAGUCAAUUUUAUCUACUUGGUAAGUACAUAAAUCAUUUUUUUGAUUUUUGAAAAGGUAUUUAAAAUAAAAACAAUUAACCAGGGAAUAUAAUAAGAUUUUUUCACAAUUUUGUUAUUUUAAAUAAGUAUUAGAUACUUACCACAUUUUCUAGCACAAAUAUGGUUCCAAUUGAAAAACUACAAGAGACUUCUUUGUUGAAUUAUUAAUUAAAAUUAACAAAAAUUAAGGAAUUUCAAAUUAUAUAUUACCGAACUGCGCUCAGAAUCGUCUUUUGUCAGCAAUGGUUUAUCAUUGCUUACAGAUAUACAUGAAAUAACCUUUUGUGUCCUACCUUCCCCACUACCCACCUACAACAGUGGCUGCACCCAUCCUCAUUAUCACCUCUUUUUUUUAUUUAUUUUUUUAUUAAAAUAUAUAGGUAAACCAGCUGGUUAUGAUCGUGUUCGUAAUGCAGAGAUUGGUGUAAAAAAUGUUACAUUGCAUGUAGUGGAUGAAGCAUACACAACAGAACAUUGGCUUGUACGUAUAUACAGGGUAAAAGACUAUGAUAAUCGAGGAGGGAAGAUGAAAGCGAACAAAUUGCCAAUUUAUGAUCAAUUAUAAAGUGUAUUUAUAACUUCCAAGAAACAAUAAUACGAACAAACUAUUUUAAUUUUAAGAGUUCUGUGUUUUUUCCAUAUAACUUAUAUUUCCUUUUUGAAAAUAUUCAUUAUAAAAUAUUUUAUUGAAUGUUUAUUAAUGUAAUUUCCUUUUUUUACAUAUAUAUUUCAAUCACUCAAACUUGAGGUGCUUGAAAUGUGCAUAUUAUACAACGAAAACAUUAACAUAGAUCUGCAAUUUUCUUUUCAAAAUAAAUAGAAUUUUUACUCAAAAUAAUACAAAUUCUAUUUGUUUCAAGAUAUAUGUUUAUUUGUGUUCAAAAUAAUACCAAUUAUGUAUCAUAUUAUUUAUUAUUUUACUUGAAUUGUAAUAAAAUGUGUAUGAAUUUCAUAUCAUAUGAAGCAUUUUAUAUAUUAUGAUUAGUUAUUUUUUGACAAUAUUAUUUAUUACAUUAUAUUAAUGAUAAAUCAACUGUAUGCACUAUGUUACAAUUAAUCUUUUUCAAUGUUCACUAUGAUUUUCAUAAAAACUGAGUGAAAAAUAUUAACUUAGUUUUUUUUUAAAUAAAUUCCACC